Messenger RNA from Gordionus sp. m RMFG-2023, 1401 nucleotides. RefSeq names its product alpha-(1,3)-fucosyltransferase C-like. Gene Ontology annotation, molecular function: fucosyltransferase activity. The record is from RefSeq and is a predicted model, not a curated record. Bases 1 to 1401 code for a protein of 466 amino acids. The transcript has a single exon. Gene Ontology annotation, cellular component: membrane. Lineage: Eukaryota; Metazoa; Nematomorpha; Gordioida; Chordodea; Parachordodidae.
AUGUAUAUAUUGACCCCGAACAUAAAUUACAAUCAAACUAAUUAUUAUAUGGAAGAGUAUGGUGGCGAUUAUGAAAAUCAAAUAAAUAGACAAUAUAAUAAAAAAUAUAAAUCCUUCAAUCAAGAUCCAAGAAGAAUUUACAAAGAAUAUGAACAUAAUAAAGAAAAAUUAGUAUCUAAAUUUGUUAAUCGAUCUUUCAAACUAAAGGAAAAUAAAGUCGAAAAGUUUUAUUCAGAUAUAGGGCUAAAUUUUAUCAAACAAUAUUGUGCAAUAUUGGUAAGACGGCAACGUUUUAUUCUACAAACCUGCUUUAAUAAAUUAAACUACAUUGAUUUUACGUCGUUUACACAAGAGGUAAAACGAUUAGAAAAACCGCAAAUUAUCGUUUUUUGGUCAGAAAAGCAAGAAUUAUCGUUUAUAAAUCAUUCAUUCGAGAAAUGCAAAGUUAAAAAUUGUAUCAUAGUCCCUAACAACCCUUAUUUUUUCCAAUUUGCCGAUGCAAUUUUAUUUAUUCUAAAGAAGAAACAAAACAAAAUAUAUUUUCCAGUCAAUUUCCGAAAAACUCAUCAAAAAUGGAUAUUUUACGAUACGGAACCACCAAAUGAUAUGAACAUUAACCAGAAUUUAUUUAACGGAGUCUUCAACUGGACCAUGUCAUAUAGAAAGGAUUCCGAUAUUCAUAUUCCGUGGGGAUUAACCACCAAAAAAUCAUCUUUAACUAAUUUAGAACAUCAAAAUAUAGAUUUUAAUGAAGCCUACCGUUUGAGCCUUCUGAUCAAAAAAUCCAAAAUAAAAACGAAUGCUAGAACUUGCUGGUUCGUGAGCCAUUGUUGGACUAAGAGUUUAAGAGAGCGCAUAGCUCGCGAGCUCGGCAAAUAUAUACCUUUAGACAUAUAUGGAACUUGCGGAAACAAGAUUUGUUCAAGCAGAACCAAAAAAAGGUGUCAAAGAAUGGUAGAAAGAAAUUGUAAAUUCUACUUAGCUUUUGAAAAUCAACUGUGUAAGGAUUACGUUACAGAAAAGGCGUUUGACACAUUGUCAUUGAAUGUAGUACCGAUAGUUUAUGGGGCGGUGGAUUAUUCUAAAGUAUUACCGCCUCACUCUUACAUCAAUGUGUAUGAUUUCGACUCGAUGUCAAGUCUCGCAAACUAUUUGUUAAUGUUAGAUGAUUCCCCGUCGGAAUAUCUAUCUUAUUUUAGAUGGAAAAAUACUUACGAUAUACUCAGACCUGAUCCGUUUUGCGAAUUAUGCUCAAAACUUAAUGAAAAAUCAAGCCGUUUCAUAGAAACCAUUUAUGAUAGAUUUGACGAAUGGUGGUUUGGGCCUUCCAAAAAUCCUGUUUGCAAAUCUUUAUAUUUGAGCAGUUCAAAAAUAUCCAAUUAUUUACCAAAAAAAAUCUAA